CUCAACCUCGUCAAGACGACACUGAACAAACGACAACACCACCUUGUCUUUCACCACGCACACGCAUACGCAACCCCCUCUACAAAAAUGCCUCGUCAAAGAUCUGCCGGCGCUGGUCGCGCUCCUGCCCGCCCAACUGUCCCCGCGCGGACGUCCACCCAUCCCCAGUCCCAGCAGCAGACCCGGCCGGCCGCCACCUACGCCGCGCCCGCGACACAGGCUCCUCACCAGCCUCCUCCUACCGCACAGGCGCCUGCGUCGUCCGGCGGCUCCGGUCUCUUUGGGCAGAUGGCUAGCACUGCUGCAGGUGUCGCAGUCGGUCACACCGUCGCCAACGGUAUAAUGGGCAUGUUCGGUGGCUCCUCGUCCAGCGAGGCCGCAGAAGCCUCCCCGCAGGCCGCCGCGCCCCAGCAGCAGAACUCGUACUACGCCAACCAGCAGGCCGACCCCAACUGCGCGAUGGCGACCAAGAGCUUCACGAGCUGCAUGGACGAGCACCAGGGCAACAUGUCGAUCUGCGGCUGGUACAUGGAGCAGCUCAAGGCCUGCCAGGCCGCUGCCAGCAAGUAUUAAGCCUGGGCAACGAGCUUUGCGGAUGGGAAAGUGUAGAAAAGAAAGAGACAGGGAAAAUAAUGGAUGGCAUAAGAGCGACGUCGAGUGUGGUUUGAUCUGGUGGGAAAGAAACCUUUCCAUUCGGAACCAAUGGGCGGGGGAAAAGAAGAAUCAUCUGGUUU
This is a messenger RNA of Cryphonectria parasitica EP155, 734 nucleotides long. RefSeq names its product putative Mic17, mitochondrial intermembrane space cysteine motif protein (gene Mic17). Gene Ontology annotation, biological process: mitochondrion organization. The record is from RefSeq and is a predicted model, not a curated record. Gene Ontology annotation, cellular component: mitochondrion; nucleus. Lineage: Eukaryota; Fungi; Ascomycota; Sordariomycetes; Diaporthales; Cryphonectriaceae. Bases 88 to 573 code for a protein of 161 amino acids. The transcript has 2 exons.